GUAUAUAUACAGUAUAUAUUGCACGAGACGGUCACCAGCCUGUCACUUGUAAACAGUUGUUGGUCUUGGUAGGUCGUUCUCCUCUACUGCUGCUGCUUAUUCUGUCACCAUGGCAACUGUGGGCAUCACGGUCGGUGCAGCUGGCCUCGCUACUGGUGCUGCUGCUGUUGCUGGUGCUGUGGCUCUAGGUGCUCUGGGAGCUGUGGGUGUUGCUCUUCUGCGUGGUAGAAGCCCAUCACCUCCGAGGUACAGCCACCACAGGUACGGUCGUCAGGUGGAGAGCUCGCGUAAGGUGAAGGAUUCGCGUAAGGUGAAGGAUUCGCGUAAGGUGAAGGAUUCACGCAAAGUGAAGGAUUCGCGUAAGGACUCACAAGGGGAGCUGGAAGAGGCGCUUAAUGCAAUCCGGAAGACUGACGUGACCGGGUGUGGCCUGAGGCUGGUGUGUGAUCUUGCCGCCCAGGACAUUCUCACAGUAGAGGAGAUGUCUAUACUGCACGUCGUCGGGCCGGCAGUGAAUCCUGGGGAAAGGUUACCACCUCCUGGCACAUCUGUGGACUACAAGCUAGCAAAGGCAUUCGGGAGGGCAGGCGGGGACUGUGCCUACGCCUACCCCUCCUGCCCCUACAAUGGCACCCAGCUCAUGGGAAUCGUCAGGGACUACUUGCCGUGAGCAUUACGUACAGGAGCCAGGUUACUCCACCCCCCCCCUACCACCUAUACCUCGCCACAUACUCGUCUCGUCAACUUGUUCAGUGUUACCCUAAACGUCAUCUUAUGUAAUUCAAAAUCCCAACCUAAAGUUUAAGCUUUAGUAAUAUCAUGUAAACAACUCAACUAUUUUAUGUGUGAUUUAAUAAGAUAAUAAACAAUGUGUUUACAGUAAAAUGUUAAUUAUCUUUUAAGAACAUUAGCACAUUAAGGUAACAUAGUUGUGAGGUGGUAGGGUGGAGGUGUUGAGACGAGGGUGGAGGUGGUGGGGUGGAGGUGUUGAGACGAGGGUGGAGGUGGUGGGGUGGAGGUGUUGAGACGAGGGUGGAGGUGGUGGGGUGGAGAUAGUGAAAAGGAUAGGUCUUUCUGUCUUCUAAAUCCACCUUGUUAUAAUAUCACCUGACGUGAUUCUAUUAAGAGUACGUAAUGAUAAUGUUAAUAUUAUUUUAUCAAUAAUAAAUAUUUAUAUUCA
Homarus americanus (American lobster) is the source of this 1180-nucleotide messenger RNA. RefSeq lists its product as uncharacterized. The record is from RefSeq and is a predicted model, not a curated record. Bases 110 to 670 code for a protein of 186 amino acids. The transcript has 3 exons. NCBI's taxonomy places the organism in Eukaryota, Metazoa, Arthropoda, Malacostraca, Decapoda, Nephropidae.